CCCGUCACACGGCGCUGACACACCGAAAAGUCGCCGCUCGCGCACGCCAGCUAAAGAUUUGGGCACCUGUACGUAUUCGAGCGACUGGGUGGAAAAGGGGAGGCAUGCGUAGCGUAGGCCAGACUCGUGUAGCUUGGCGCCACACCCGGAACGGCAGAUUUCUGGGGGGCUCGCCCCCGCCCACCAAAAGCCGGACGCCGACAACGCCGUCCGGACGUGGCUGUUCCCGCAGCCCGAAGAGAGGGGGCAAUGGACUCGGACAGCAGCAGCAGCAACGGCAGCAGCAGUAGCCACAGCAGCGGAGCAUCGGAUAACGAUCGUGCUGGACCUUCAAGAGAUUCGGCCACAUCUGUCGGCAGUAAAAGGUCAUUCAGAGGAGCGAAAGCCGGCGGAGCGCAGUCGGAAGGCGGCCACUCCAAGGUCAAGGGACACCAGUGUGCCGUGUGUGGCAAAGUACUCGGCACCAAGAGAGCAAUGCGGAGGCACCUGCACACCCACUCGGGCGAGAGGCCCCACUCGUGCCAGGUCUGCGACCGCAAGUUCGCCCGCAAGGAGAACCUCGAGCGACACGCGCGCAUGCACACGGGCGAGAAGCCCUGGAGCUGCCACGUGUGCGGCGACACCUUCACCCGCAAGGGGAUCCUGACCAUCCACGCCCGGCGGCACACGGGUGAGAGGCCCUACUCCUGCGCCCUGUGCCCGGCCGCUUUCGCCAGCAGGUACACGCUGACGGUGCACACGGCGACGCACAAGCGAAAGGCGCCCUACGAGUGCCUCAUGUGCGGCAUGAAGUUCAGCGUGAGGGCCAAGUUCCUGGGGCACGAGCGCAAUCACACGGCCGAGAGGCCCCACAAGUGCCACCUGUGCCCGGCGGACUUCAUCGAGAAGUACCAGCUGCGGAGCCACCUCGUCACCCACGCCAGCGAUAAGCCUCACCAGUGCGACAUAUGUCAGAGAGGGUUCAAGCGGCGCAGUACCCUCGUGAAUCAUUUGCGCCUAGUCCACGACGUCAAGAAGCCUUGACUCAAAGUCCGAGACCUCAGGCAUGCCUUCCCCAUUUGUGAGGCCAUGCGAUCGGAAAACUACAUGAGUCCUUUUAAAGGCGUUUGGUCAAGAAAGUAUUUGCCAUACAACACAGACCUUGUUGCGAACUAAAAGAAGUGUGCUAACAAUAAACCUUGUGUAAAAAAUUUACGACCCUGCUCGACUUGUGCGAGAGAUGCCAUUGUCGUGAGGAAGGCGUAAGACAUCGACCGGAAAUGGAGAAACGAAAUAACAAAUGUUUGUGCAUGCAUACUUUAAAGAAAGACAUUGACAUACGUGCUGUCCCUUUUUUUUAUUCGUGAUAUAUUUGCGUACCCCAUGAAACAGGAAGGAUAUCAGCUUCCGUCACACGGUGUUGUCCUUUGGUAGCUGCAUAAUCCAGAACAAGUCUGUGAUGUAGAAUUCAUAGGCAUACGAAAUAACAUAAUAAAAGGCGUUAGGUAUUUAGCUGGCAUAAGAUA
Messenger RNA from Dermacentor albipictus, 1505 nucleotides. The record is from RefSeq and is a predicted model, not a curated record. NCBI's taxonomy places the organism in Eukaryota, Metazoa, Arthropoda, Arachnida, Ixodida, Ixodidae.